Corticium candelabrum is the source of this 1521-nucleotide messenger RNA. RefSeq lists its product as uncharacterized. Gene Ontology annotation, biological process: positive regulation of proteasomal ubiquitin-dependent protein catabolic process; protein polyubiquitination. The record is from RefSeq and is a predicted model, not a curated record. Lineage: Eukaryota; Metazoa; Porifera; Homoscleromorpha; Homosclerophorida; Plakinidae. The coding region runs from base 104 to 1300 and encodes 398 amino acids. The transcript is spliced from 2 exons.
GUCGAACAUCGUGUGAUGUUUUGAUAGUAUUUUUCUUGCAUUGUGUACUCUGCAUUGACUCUGUAUUGCAACCUGUCAGGUUUAUCUACCUCUAGACUUGUCGAUGGCUGAGACAGACGGAGUUUCUCUCAGUCCCCUCCAACUUCCCAACAUUGUUCGUGACGUCCUAGACUUUUGCGACGGUCGCAGUCUGUGCAACUCAUUGCAAGUGAACCAUCUGUGGCACCAAACGGCGUCGAGCUUGCUCAAAAGACGCUGUCGUUUCUCUUCUCUUCUCGUGACGGGCGAAAGCAUGAACGAGUGUGCGGAGAAAGCGCGUCGCUUUGUCGUGAGCGUUCGCUCCAUUCCAGCCGCCGUGAUCGCGUUUGCGUACGGCGUUCGAAGACGAAAAACAUACGAGAAAGGCAUGGCUGCUAUAUAUCGUGCUCUACCACGUGGAACGAAGAUGAUUGGUGCGUUAGUGGAUGGGAUCAUUGGAAUGACUGAAACCGGUGUCGCUGAGGAAAUUUUGGAGGCUGAAGAGGAUGAGGUGUGUCUGUCCGUUUUGGUGGUACCCAAAGUUCCCGGACUUACUGUGCAAACGUUCAACUGUGGCGAGAAUUUUUCUAGGUCUGUGUGCCCAACGAUGAGUUCUAGUGAUUAUAUCGAAAUGUUUGAGGGGUUUAACUUCAAUUCAGUUAAACUGAUUAUAACUCUCGAGACUAUGCGUCUUGAUAGAUAUCUGGGAAUGACGUCGGUUCCCAACAAUUUUUUGGAGUUUAUGUUGUCUUCGUGUGGUCAUGGCAGUCAAAUUGUUGGAGGUGUUCCGGAGCCGUACUCUAUAUUUAUAGAUGGCACUCUACACAGAGAGGCUGUCGUUGCAGGAAUGGCACUCGGAGGCGAUGCAUUUAGUUAUGGAGCUUUGGUCAGUAACGGAGACAAGUAUGAAAUUGAUGAACAACUUCAGCAUUUGAGGUUGCAGGUUGAGUUGUCGCAGUUGAUGAACAUGGCCUGUUUCUUGUGUAUCUGCGUUGGUCGAGGAGAAUGCUUGCAUGGUGAAAAAUCCGUCGAGUCUCGGCUAAUUCAGAAAAGGUUUUCUGGUGUGCCAAUCUGUGGAUUUUUUGGCCAAGGAGAAGUAGGUGUAAUGGGCACUCACGACUUUACUCCAUCUCAACCUACACAAAAUCCUGAAGAAAGCAUCGAAUCCCCAUCAGCAAAGAAGCCUCGAAGAAAAUCAAAGAGGAAUUUAGCUCAGGGUUUUACGUCAUCUUACGGAUUUAUGCUGAUUCAUCCACCUAAAAGUAAAUCUGUAUCUAUGUAAGACCUAUAUGGAAUGUUCUGGCAUUGGCAAGUGUAGGAAGCCCCUGGGUAUUAACUUUAUUAAUUAAUUAAUUUGCAUUAUGUGAUUACAGCUUAGUAACAUGAGUAUAUCUAGAUACUUCAAAUGGUGUAGUGUAGCACUAUAGGUAAGUGGUAAGAAUCAAUGUAUUGCAUUUUUUGUACAUAUAGACGCCAGAAUUAUUGAACAUAUUCAUCCGACUA